CUGUUUUUUGUUGAUUUAAUUUGCAACCGUCAUCCAUGCAAUGAAACGAAUCAUCGCGUGCUCGUGUCUGCUAUUGCAGUGGGGAAUGACGCCUCUUGAUGAGUAUGAUGAUAACGAAUGUAAUAAAUACGAAGAAACCACGAAAACCAAGAAAAAGGAGGAGUUGAAAGAACUACUUAAAGAAUUAUCAAUUCCGUCAGAGAUUUUAGCCAGGGGUCCCGAAGCCGUCAAAGCAUUCAAAGAUGCACUUAAAACUGGUGAAAUAACAGUUGUUAAUUCAAGAUUGAUGUUCCUAGGUAACGAGGGUUCCGGAAAAUCAUCUUGUGUCAAAGCCAUGCUUGGGAAAGAGUAAGUACAAUCAGAUGUAUUAGGUUUUGUACUUUAUAUCGAUUUACUUUGCUUGCUUUUUUUCAGUUAGUUUUAACAUUACAGUGUAUGUUCGUUUUCUACUCAACUUUUAACAUGCACGCGCUAGUGUGCGCGUGUAAGUUU
Molecule: messenger RNA, 492 nt
Organism: Anneissia japonica
Lineage: Eukaryota; Metazoa; Echinodermata; Crinoidea; Comatulida; Comatulidae
Exons: 2
Coding region: 41-352 (103 amino acids)
Source: RefSeq, a predicted model, not a curated record